UCCCCAAUCCAAAACCCUAAAUCGAAGAUCCAAAAAUGGUGAAAUCAUCCAUAACCGUUUCCAUAGAAACUCUAUUCCUGUUCUUUUUCACCACCACAUUCUUUAUCUCCUCCCACGCUUCUCCAUCCCAAGAAAAACCACCGAGUUACCUAAAAAUGGUAUCCAACGCAAGCGAGUUUCCGUUAGAAGAUUACUACGACUACAUCAUCGUCGGCGGCGGAACCGCCGGUUGUCCAUUAGCCGCCACGCUAUCACAAUCCCACCGCGUUCUUGUCCUCGAACGCGGCGGAAUCAGCCACGGAAGACCGAGCUUAAUGAACCAAGAAGGUUUCUUGAACACUCUCCUGAACGCAAACAACGCUAACAACGAAGAUUCACCGGCUCAGUCGUUCGUUUCGGAAGACGGCGUACUCAACGCUCGCGGCCGCGUUCUCGGCGGAAGCAGCGCGAUCAAUGCCGGAUUCUACAGUCGUGCCGAUCGUGAGUUUUUCACGAGUUCUGGUUUGCUUUGGGAUUUGAAACUCGUGAACGAAUCGUACGAAUGGGUUGAGAGAGAGAUCGUGUUUCGUCCUGAACUGAAGACGUGGCAGUCCGCGGUUCGUGAUGGUCUUCUAGAAGCUGGUGUGGGUCCGUAUAACGGUUUCACGUUAGAUCACGCGAGUGGCACGAAAAUCGGUGGGUCCACUUUUGAUUCUUCAGGUAAACGACAUAGUUCUGCUGAUCUUUUACGCUAUGCACGACAUUCCAAUCUCAAGAUUGCCGUUUACGCUAGCGUUGAACGACUCCUUCUAGCAUCAUCUUCUUCGUUUUCUUCUGCAAAUUCUGCAACAGCAACAUCAACAUCAAGUUUAUCAGCUAUUGGUGUUCUCUAUCGCGACGAAAACGGUAAAUAUCAUCACGCGAUUUUGAGAGAUCGAGGUGAAGUGAUUCUUUCAGCUGGUGCUAUUGGUUCUCCGCAGCUUCUGCUUCUCAGUGGAAUUGGACCUAGGCCUUAUCUUUCUUCUUGGGGAAUUCCUGUUGCUCAUCAUUUACCUUAUGUUGGUCAUUUUCUGUAUGAUAAUCCACGUAACGGAAUCACGUUUCUACCGUCGGUUCCUCUUGAGCAUUCUCUCAUUGAGGUUGUAGGUAUAACUGAUUCAGGUGCUUACAUUGAAGCUGCUUCUAAUGUUGUUCCGUUUUCGACGCCGCAACAAAUGCUUUUCAUCCGUCCGGCUACUUCGCCGCUUUACUUGACAGUCGCGACGCUGAUAUCGAAGAUUUCUGGACCGGUUUCUGCUGGGUUUCUUCGGUUGGCUUCGACCGAUAUUAGGUUUAGUCCGAUUGUUAGGUUUAAUUACUUUAGCAAUGCUGUUGAUGUUGAGAGAUGUGUGAAUGGAACUAGAAAGCUAGGGGAUGUUCUUAAGAGUAGAGCUAUGAAUGAUUUCAAGUUUAGGAAUUGGUUAGGGGUUAGAGAUUUCAGGUUUAUUGGACCUGCUUUGCCGAAUGAUCAAUCGGAUUAUGUUGCAAUGGCUGAAUUUUGCAGAAGGACUGUUAGCACUAUUUGGCAUUAUCAUGGUGGGUGUGUUGUUGGUAGGGUUGUUGAUUCUCAUCUUAAGGUCAUUGGAGUUGAUUCUCUUAGAAUUGUGGAUGGUUCUGUUUUUGGUGUUUCACCUGGUACUAAUCCUCAAGCUACACUAAUGAUGCUUGGAAGGUAUUUUGGGCUAAAGAUAACAAAAGAUAGGGAAAGAUACAAUGCUCAGUGACCCUCUCUGCAAUAUCUGUUUUGCUAUGCCACAAGAGGGUGACAUUUUGGUUUUUGAAUUUGGUAUUAGAGUGUGUAAUCAUUGGUAAUGUUAGAUUUGGAUUUUUGAUGUUUACUCUAAAGUAAACUAAACACACAAUGUAUUGUAUAUACUGUAUAGAUUGGAUGUGUAAAUAAUGUUUUAGGGUGGAUUUGGAAUUGAUAUUUUCUAUCCCCUAGCUUUGAUUGGCUAGAAUAGAUUGAAUUGAAUUGUUAGUUUGCUGAAUAAUAAUGCCAAGUUGGCAAUGAUCAAAGUAUAUUCAUUCCCAAGUUUCUUACUUAUAUUCAUUCCCAAAUAUAUUCAUGUCCCUUAAUUCAAGCUGCUUGUGUUGUAAUAAUAGGUUUCUGUACUCUUUAUUUGCAUACAUGCUUUUUUUUCCCCUCUCAUAACAAAUGUUUAUCGGCAUUCUCGUUGAUUGAUAAUCUGGGUGCGUGUAGAGUUGGU
Vicia villosa (hairy vetch) is the source of this 2225-nucleotide messenger RNA. Its product is annotated as (R)-mandelonitrile lyase-like. The transcript is spliced from 2 exons. The coding region runs from base 36 to 1742 and encodes 568 amino acids. Gene Ontology annotation, molecular function: oxidoreductase activity, acting on CH-OH group of donors; flavin adenine dinucleotide binding. NCBI's taxonomy places the organism in Eukaryota, Viridiplantae, Streptophyta, Magnoliopsida, Fabales, Fabaceae. The record is from RefSeq and is a predicted model, not a curated record.